GAGAACUUGAAGGGAGUAUAUGAGUGCAUUUGCUGCUUUGAAAGCUCUAAGAGAAGCUUCUGCGUCUCCUUUAGACGGCGGUGAUACUUUAGAUACCCCUGGAGUACAAAGAGUAGUGGAAGAUAUAGUGAAGGAGGAAGAAGUGCAUAAAAUACAGCCAGAAUUGUCUACUUUUCAUACUGUAUCGAAUUUUAGUCCCAAUCGCCAAAAUAUAAUAUUCAGAGAUGGUAAUGUACUAGUGGCUUUAAAAAAAGGUGAAAGCUUAAUAAUUAAUGGUCAGGGUACUUUUACAGUGGAAAAUGGUGCCGUACUUAUAAAUGAUAUACACUACGUUUCAUCCAGUUCUUCGAAUUCAAGUCAUGAUUUUAUAGCAACACCAGCUCAAUCUCUUCCUGUUAUAUCAAGCACCCACCAUGCAAACAAGAGCAACAAGCCUUGUGCUCCAAGUUCGGAUUUCAGCAUUGAAUAUGAAUCAGUUGUUAAAUUGAGUAAUUUGUAUACUGGGUUAGAAAAGCUCAGCUAUUUCCAUAAUUCUUUCAAAUCCUUUUUUUAUAAUAAAAGCCAAGAACAAGAUGGGUUCCUAGACUCAGAAAUUAAGAGAUAUUCAGCAAAAUUUAAGAGCUAUUCUUUUGAGAUAGUUCUAAACCAGGACGAAGAAUUCAGUGGGUUGACCAUAAAUCCUGAAUGGCGGUCAUUGAUCUCGAAAGCCAUUACUGAAUGCUCAAAGGAUAAAGAGCCAAAAGUUUUCAUGGUAAUUGGUACUAAAAAUAGCGGUAAGUCUACUUUCGCCAAAACAUUAUUAAAUUCAUUGAUUCAGUAUUCCAAUAAGAAAAGAAAGAAGGCUGAAAAUGUCAAAAAAAUAUCAUAUAUAGAUGUUGAUCCAAACCAAUCUGUGUUCUCAACUCCAUAUAGCUUGUCAAUCUCCAAUCAUGAUGUACCCAAUUUUGCCUUGAAUUUCCACGAAACUGUGGCCCCUGAAGAUUGUUACUCACAUUAUUAUGGUUUCAGCACUGCUCAAGAACUGCCGCAUCGAUACUUAUCUAUUAUCAAAAGUCUUUUACAUCACUAUAAAGAGAACUACAAAGAAAAUGGUAACCAUCUUGUGAUAAAUACUCCUGGGUGGGUAAAGGGAUUUGGAAAGGAAUUGCUCAAAGAGGUGUCCCGUUUGGUUCAACCGGACCAGGUCUUUUUUUUGUCCAAUUCUUUAGAAGAGGGUGAUGAUUCGUUAGCUCUAGAAGGCAUAUCCUUCCAGAAUAUCAGCACGUCAAGAGGUAUCUAUAAAACAUCCAAAUUCACUUCCUCUCAAUUAAAAACAUUUAAUAAGUUAGCAUAUUUCCACCAAUCGAGUUGUCUAAAGUUCAAUUUCCAAAGCUGGUUCUUAGAAAAAUCGCCGCUUAAAUUAUCAUACUCGACCCUUAAUACUCAAGAUACCCUUGGUAUAAACGCAAUAACGAUACUCAACCAAGAUGCACAAGUCAAUUUUCAUAUAGACGACUUAGGUUUGAUGCUUGAGGCAUCGAUUGUUGGUAUUUAUGCCAUAGAAGCGUCAUUAUUUCAAAACUUCAAGCCAAAAUUGACCAACAAUAAUAAAAACUUAGACAUGCCUCUAUACAUCAAUUCGCUGGAUUUCGCCAUCGAUCACAACUCUCCUCUUAUACGUUAUAUGGGAUUAUCAAUGGUUCACAGCAUCAAUGCCGCUGACCGUUACUUGAACAUGUACUUCCCCUUUUCCAACCGAAUCCAGGGUUUAAUCAAAGAAUACAUCGAGAGAAAAUACAAGCUUAUCAUCGUAAAAGGUGAAGGGUCCUUGCCCGUUUACGAAAUGGUUAGUCCUGACAUGCUACUGUUUUCUGGUUCCGAACGACUCCCACAGUUGCCGUACGUCAGCUUCGAUAAUAGAAGCAAGGUUGGCGAUGUGUGGAAGAUAAGGCGAAACGUCAUGAGAAACAGGAAGAACUAACUACUAUUUAAUCAAUAUAAGAAUACAAC
Molecule: messenger RNA, 1989 nt
Organism: Hyphopichia burtonii NRRL Y-1933
Lineage: Eukaryota; Fungi; Ascomycota; Pichiomycetes; Serinales; Debaryomycetaceae
Product: polynucleotide 5'-hydroxyl-kinase
Exons: 1
Coding region: 20-1960 (646 amino acids)
Biological process (GO): cleavage in ITS2 between 5.8S rRNA and LSU-rRNA of tricistronic rRNA transcript (SSU-rRNA, 5.8S rRNA, LSU-rRNA)
Cellular component (GO): nucleus
Molecular function (GO): polynucleotide 5'-hydroxyl-kinase activity
Source: RefSeq, a predicted model, not a curated record